This is a messenger RNA of Microplitis demolitor, 2169 nucleotides long. RefSeq names its product E3 ubiquitin-protein ligase MARCHF8. The transcript is spliced from 6 exons. Gene Ontology annotation, biological process: immune response; antigen processing and presentation of peptide antigen via MHC class II; protein polyubiquitination. Lineage: Eukaryota; Metazoa; Arthropoda; Insecta; Hymenoptera; Braconidae. Bases 528 to 1463 code for a protein of 311 amino acids. Gene Ontology annotation, molecular function: zinc ion binding; ubiquitin protein ligase activity; MHC protein binding. Gene Ontology annotation, cellular component: cytoplasm; early endosome membrane; lysosome. The record is from RefSeq and is a predicted model, not a curated record.
ACACAAAGAAACAACUGCCCUGAACUGCCCGUGGCCCGUGUCAGUGACACACGGGAUCAAGUGUCAAAAUUGUUUCCAAGGGCUGGUCCAUUGUUAAGCAUACCUAUACAAUGCUUUUAUUUUUAUAAUUUAUUAACAAUAAAUUUAAAUUAAGGUGACUAUUAACUAAUAAUACAUCGUCUGUUAUUUUUAUUUAAAUUUAAAUAUUACAAAAUACACAUUAAUCGUGAUGAUAAGUGAUGAUUGCUGCUGCUGCUGCAUUCACGCCGAAACGACUGAAUAUCAAAAUUGUCAUUUGAUUUACUGGAAUCCAGUAAUUAUUGAGGUGUGUUACUCAGCCUUGUUGGAGUCUUGUUUAUAAUCAGCGGCAUUUUAAAUAGAUCUCUUUAUAUUUAAGAACAAAAAAAAAAAUAUUACGUGUGUACAAGUGUUAUUUUACAAUAUGACAUCGAUAGAGAGGUGUAACAAGACAAUAUUAAAAAAAAUAAUAUUUGUUUAAAAAAAAUGAAUCAACAGUGAUUGUUUUGAUGAAUUUAAAUGACUCAAAAGUAAUGCCUGUUCACCAGAUCAAUGUUAAUCCCCCUGAUUGGCAAUCACCCCAAUCCCUUGGUCCUUCAAAUAAUACCAGUCCAUCGGGAGGUGGUGAAUGGUCACCAAGAGAACCAACGUACGCGACAGUUGUCACAGUAAUACCAAAUCAUUGUCAUUCCUCUGUUAGCACAUUAUCCUCGAGUAACCAUGACAUUUGUCGGAUAUGCCAUUGUGAAGGUGAUAUUGGAGCUCCUCUUUUAGCACCGUGUUAUUGCAGUGGCAGUUUACGUUAUGUACAUCAGGCGUGUCUUCAACAGUGGAUCAAAGCAUCUGACACACGUGCAUGUGAAUUAUGCAAAUUUACAUUCAUUAUGCAUGCCAAAACAAAACCAUUUUCAGAGUGGGAGAAACUUGAAAUGUCAGCACCAGAAAUACGAAAAUUAUGGUGUGCUGUUGCAUUUCACGCAGUAGCUGCACUAUGUGUAGCUUGGUCUUUAUAUGUUUUGGUAGAACGAAGCGUUGAAGAAGCGCGUAAAGGAUUUGUCGACUGGCCAUUUUGGACAAAAUUGAUAGUCGUUGUUAUAGGCUCUACUGGUGGUCUUGUAUUUAUGUAUAUUCAGUGUAAAGCUUACAUUGAAUUAUGCAGAAGAUGGCGAGCGUUUAACAGAGUAAUAUUUAUUCAGAAUGCUCCGGAAAAAGUGGUGCUUCCUCCUUCACCAACAGAUUCACUCAGAGAAGUGACGUUACCCUUAAAAGAUCCCACUGCCUCAUUGCCUGAGUUGAAUCGUAGUCUUUUACCAAGAACUUUAGACCCCUCUUGCGCUUCCGAAACAGUUAAACCAGAGGUUGUUGCUACGGCUGCCCAGAGACACGAUGCUCAACUCAAGCUAUACGUAUUUGACAAAUUAUCAUCGUCCGAGGAUAAUAUGUAGUCCAGAUAAAUAUUUGUUUAUUGUAAUCGUCACGUGUAAUCAUCAUAAAACUAUACAUACUAUACAUACAUAAAAAUACACAACAAUGGUGCAUGCAUAUAUAUUAUGUAUAAAAAUAAUGUCUGGACUAUGAUUCAACAAAAAAUAAAAUAAUAAUAAUAAUAUUAAUAAUAAUAAUAAAAUAAAACAAAACAUAUUUUUACGUUGAUUUCAUCAGGAGGUAAGCAAAUAAUAACAACAACAAAAACAACAUAAAAAAAAAAAAAAAACAGUCUGUUGGUGCAUAAAAUAAAUUUAUUUGCUUCCAAGGAUACAACAACUCUAAAGUUUUGUGUCUAGCAUUCUCCAGUCUUUGGAGUAUACUUUUACUCGAUACUUAGUACUUGAGUGAUUAUAUUUCUUUAUAUAUUAUUAUUAUUAUUAUUAAUAAUAAUUAAGAAAGGAGAGAGACUUAGAUAUAAGUUCUAUAAAUGAGCUGUAUUUUCUCUCCACUAAACGAUUGUGUACAUAAUUAUUAUAUCUGUGAUGUUAUUCAAUAAAAUUUACCAUAUUUAAAUGACCCUUUGUAUUUACAAUAUAUAUUUAUAUUAAUUAUUAAAAUUUAAUUAUUAUAAUAUAUCACGUGGUAAUAAAUAUAGAUAUAAACAUGAAAUCUUUGCUGCAGGGAAUUUAUUGCGACAUUAAAUAAAUAAAGAAAGUAUCAUUU